GCGCCAGUUCAAAUUUUGUUUUUUUAUUUUGACUUCAUGCAGAAAGGCAAUGAAGGCAGUGCAUUAUCUGCGCUAGGUGUCUAUACGCUGAUUUUGUUCUUUUACAGUCAAUCAAAAGAACUCAGCCCCAUACACUGGAUGAAUCCCUCUGUCGAUAACUAUUAGGAAAUAACAGUUUUAUCGUACUGUAGUGUUCUAAUUUGUUCUGUAUUUCAUUUAAAUGCAUAACUGGUUACUCAGUUAAUAUGUGUGUAUAUGUCGUAACCUCGUUCUGUAUUGAUAAUCUCUGGCUGUUCUACCCCCUUUCUUUGCUCUUUACGUAUGGCUGUCAUCUACUUAAGUCUCAGAGCGUAGAGUCACAGAAAACUACAGCAAGUCCUUCAGCCCAUCGGGCCAGUGAAGAACCAUUUAACCUGCCCAGCCGCUCCGUAAUCCUCCCAUCCAUGUGCCCAUGCAAACGUUGAAAUCGAGCUCGCAUGCACCACUUAGAGGGGGGUGAGACUGUGGAACGAUCUGCCAGUCUGAGUGAAGAAGUUUCCCCUCAUGUUCCCCUUAAACUUUUCACCUUUCACCCUUAACCCAUGAUCUCUAGCUGUCGUCUCAGUGGAAAAAGCCUGCUUGCAUUUACCCUAUCUAUACUGCUCAUAAUUUUGUAUACCUCUAUCAAAUCUCCCCUCAAUCUUCUACGUUCCAACAAUUAAAGUCCUUAGCUAUUAAGUCUUUCUGUAUAACUCGGGUCCUCCAGACCUGGCAACAUCCUUGUAAGUUUUCUCUACUCUUUCAAACUUGUCUACAUCUUUCCUGUAGGUGGGUGACCAAAACUGCACACAAUACUCCAAAUUAGGCCUCACCAACAUCUUAUACAACUUUCAGAUUCAGUUUAUUGUCAUUUAGAAACCACAGCUGCAAUGCAGUUAAAAAGUGAGACAACGUUCCCCAAGAAUGAUAUCACAUAAGCAUACGACAAAACAGACUACACUAGAAAAUCCACGUAACGUUUGGCAAUCCCCAAUCCAGAGUCCAGAGAGGCUGCUGCCUAUUAAUAUUGCGCUACCGGCUAAUAUCGCACUAAUUUCAACAUAACAUCCCAACUCCUGUACUCAGUACAUUGAUUUACGAAGGUCAAUGUGACAAAAGCCUUCUUUACGACCCUGUCUGCACUUCCAGUGAACUAUGCACCUGUGUGCCCAGAUCCCUUGUUCUACCGCACUCCUCAGUGCCCUGCUGCUCACUGUGAGACCUAACCCUGGCUGGUCCUACCAAAGUACAACACCUCAUGUGAAAGCAAUGUAUGUUUUUGUCAUGGAUAACCAGUGAGCUGACUGUCGAUGUCGGAGGACUUGGCCACAGAAAGGUGACUGACUGCCUGUGGAAGUGGUCCAGUCAGACUUUGUCUUUUUGUGUUACCAAAUCAAAACCCUGUUCCUCUUCUUGUAGCUCACCUUGGAGCAGGAGUUCCCAACCUUUUGUAUGCCAUGGACCAACACCAUUAAGCAAGGGGUCCGUGGGCCCCAGGUUGAGAACCCUGCUUCAGAAUGUCUUUGGGUGAGUAGAGAUACUUGCAAAGUGAUUCUAAUGUAUGCCUCGAUUUGUGUUCCUGUGUAGCUGGGGUCUUGUUCACCCAAAACUAAUCAGCGUCCCAGAACUUUGUCACAGAAUGGCCGAGUUCUCCAUCAGUGCAGAACGAUUCCUGAAGAACCUGUACCUUUUUAAGAAGCAGAAUCCUGGUCAGUUUUGUCUUCUAGUCUGUGGUGUGUUCACGCUCCUGGCUGUCAUUGGGCGAUACAUUCCUGGCCUCCUCCUCUGCUAUGUCAGCUUGCUGAGCAUGCUGCUCUGGCCUUUGGUUGUCUACCACCAGCUGUCGUUAAAGGUUUACGCCAGAAUCGAACCCUUGCUCAAGCGCCUGGAUUUCAGCGUGAAGGGAUACAUGGUGUCGAGGCAGCGUGAACGUCAGUUGCGUCGCCGAACAACAGCUGUCAGGGCUGCGGAUGAUGGGAGUGACAGUGAGGCUGAGCUGGCUGCGUUCUGCCCCAAGUUCGACGACUCUACGUUUGGUAAGGAACUGGAAAUUUCUGACUUUGAGCAUUCAGACGCAGAGGUAUCGUACACCGAGAACGGAACUUUCAACUUAUCCCGAGGACAGACCCCGAUGACAGAUGGCUCUGAAGAUCUCGAUCGCCACAGCGACCCUGAGGAGUCAUUUGCGAGAGAUCUCCCCGAAUUCCCGUCCAUAAACCCUGAUGUGACGGGACCGGACGACGACGACGACACCAGCCUGGGUAUUCCAACGACAUCCUACCAGCCCCUGCAUCAGGAUAACGCGAGCCUGUCCUCCGAUCAGGAGGAUAUCGAUGAAGAUCUGUCCCAGAGUGGACUGCCGUCACCUCUGAGCUUCGCGGGCAGUCAGGGCUUCUCUCUGGCAGGAACGAUCGCCAGCAACAUGGUGGCGGCUGCGUUGUCGGGCUCCGCCCCUGAGGGCCGGUUGCUGGGAGCUGCUGCCCAGACCUUACUCGAGCAUGGAAACGUAGAGGUGGACACAGAUGCGGAAGGAGACGAUUUUGAACUGCUGGACCAGUCAGAACUGAAUCAGUUCGAGAACCUUGGCACCCACAACCGGGGCACGCGACAGCCAUCGAAGGCGGGGUUCCUCGCAAACCUUCUUCGAAAGCAGUAGGUUUGUGUGGGUGUUGCUAGACGACACCACAUGGACCCAGUAGCUUAGCAGGGGAAGGGUGUCUGUGCAUAGGUUAAUAUUGGCUCCGUGGUUGCCCUUUCUUUCUCACAUGUGAACACAUUUGCACAGCUCAGUGUGACAUAGGUUUACUGAUACUUUGUGUUUCUGGGGUUUGAAACGAUCAAACCCCAGUCAAUAAUCAAUCUACCCAGACAGGUAAUUGAUACCCAGCUGACACACUUGGAUCAACAGAGUUGUUGUAGAUGCAGCUUGGCGUGGUUUUGUGUACGUAAAAGGCGAAAUUCCUGCAACUGUCCGUGAGGUAUUUUCGCACAUCUUCCCCACAGUUAAUGUUCUUUGGCAUCGUGGAGAGUUGGUGAGCAAAGCCAGGCUUCGUGUGUGUGUGCGUGCGUGUUCGUGAGUGUGUGUGUGGUUUCAUUAUGACCUCGUAAAAUGCAUCAUUAUGCACUUCAAACAUUCACCAGCUAGGAUCCAAGUUGCGGGGUGAAGCAAUUAGAUCCGAAAUCGAGCACGGAUACUCAUAAGCGGUAAAUAGGAAGUAAACAUCGCUGUAGUUGGCUGAGAACAACAGGUCAUUUAGCAAGUUCAGCCUGGGGAUGAGGCAGGGGUGUGGGGUGGGGUCUCUCAAGUUCAGUAAGGGGCUGAUAUAGGAAGAGAGAUGCUUUGUUAGAGUUCCUGUUUCAUCUCCCAAUGCCAAGGGAAAGUCACAAUCCAGCAACGCGGGUGGGGUGCGGGGAGGAGGGGGUGUUUGAUUGUUCCUCACUAGUGGGAUGUUUAAACCCUUGUGCAGAAUUACUUUGUGCUUUGCACCUCGUCUCUGACGACCGUUCCAUACCUCUACAGCUGUCUGGCUCGAACCUUGUCUGCUUGUUGUACCUCAAAACUCUGCAGUCCUGCCUUCAAAAGGUGACUGUGUUUUAAUUUAUUCAGUGUGUAGGAUGCAGACGCUACCGGCGCUUGCCGUUAGCUGGAAUUGCGGCAAGGAGCUGACCGUAAUGAGUGGAACGGGAGUUGCUGCUCUAGUAUUUCUGUGCCAAUACGUUGCUGAAAAUAGUCUCUGCACCGAGAGACACUGCACAGCAAUAACUUUUAGUUAUUCCAUCAGAUCGUGACAGCUCUUUAUUUAAAAACAGUAUGACCAGGCCUGAAGGUCGAAAAUAGUUUUGGAAUGAGCUUAGGUAGUGUUACAGGAAAGUGCUGUGAACUUCCUUGGAUUUAUCAAAGGUUCUGGCUGAAAUCUGGUAAUAAUGGCAGUCGGACACUACAGUUCAGUGAUUGGGUGGCAGGUGAAGCUGGUCCCUCACAGAUGCCUCCAGGUAACAGAUGAGAUAUCUGAAACCUGAGACCGUGAUGGGAACCCAAGGUGUGACCAUUGCUGUCUGAGGCCAAACGAUGCUGACAAUUUUGCAGCUUUUCCUCAGGGGAAAAGGCGACAGAUGAGAAAUCUACACCUGCGGCCAUGGGACCCGAGGAGCGACUGUACUGUCUAAUGUUGAGAAUCUCCCUCCUUCCCUUCCGUGGGGAAGCAGUCCCCCUGACUGUAGUGAGAUCAGCGUGGCAUUGCAUUGCCUUUCAACGGCUGCUCAGUGGUUUCCGUCUGUUUGAUCAGGGAAGAAAACAGCAAAUCAAAAUGCAAAUGAAAUACUUAAACUAAGCUCUGAGCCAAGGUGUUUCGAAGUAGGUAAAUGCCAUAAUCCAAAGUUCUGCAGUGAUGUGACGAAGCAAUAGUUCUAUUUAAGUUCAUUUGAGUGAGAAGACUUCUUUGAAAUUUCAGAUAUUUUUAAUACAUGUUCAUGACUUUUUAAAGAAAUUCAUUAUUGACGUGAUUUGUUGUAUUUGAAAAGAAAGUGAAGAUCCGGUGGGCGCCGGGUAAAAGUAGGUGAGAAGAAGAUGGUCAGCUUCAAUCCUUCAUCUGUCCGAACAUGGUGUUUGAGUUGAACUGUAAUGUUGAAGGAUUGUGAGUAAGUUCCAUUGAAAAUGCAGCUGGGAAUGCAGGCGUUAUGAUUGUAAAUGCACAAUGGAUUACAGAGCGUUUGUGUAAAACUAUUGUCCUGGCCUUGCAGUGCAGUGAUCCACGUGGCCACUUGUGAAUUCUCAUUACCCGCUUUCACAAGAGGUUCAUUUCACGUGAUCUUUCCGCAGGGUCCAGACUUUAGAUGCUAGCAGUUAAUAAAUUGUGAUUCCAUCAGUUCCUGAAAUUUAAAAAAAAUAUUAAGAAUGGGUUGAUCCCUUACACCUUUAGAAAAUUGUAUGAAAUUAUAUAAAUACUAAAGUUUUAUUUGAAAGUUGGUGAGCUCUAAGCUUUGGGAAUUUGAGGCAAAGCCUUCUCUUGUCGACAUUUUACUCCAAUUGACAUUUUCAGCAUUUCAUUAGAAGCCAAGGCAAUUAAAAUAUUUUGUAAAUACGGAGUGGAUUGAACUGUUGUGUAGAACGUGCAGUGUGUAUUUUUUUGAUGUUAUGUGAUCUUCAGCAGCACUUUGUGUACUUUCCAACUUGUUCAUGUUUGAAGAUGAAUUGACUUGAUCCAUUUGGACAUUUUUUUUUGUAGAAAAGUCACUUUAUUUUUGAAUCACUCAUUAAAGUGAUUUUCUAAGUAUGUGAA
This is a messenger RNA of Hypanus sabinus (Atlantic stingray), 5297 nucleotides long. RefSeq names its product reticulophagy regulator family member 3 (gene retreg3). Gene Ontology annotation, biological process: reticulophagy. The transcript is spliced from 6 exons. The record is from RefSeq and is a predicted model, not a curated record. NCBI's taxonomy places the organism in Eukaryota, Metazoa, Chordata, Chondrichthyes, Myliobatiformes, Dasyatidae. The coding region runs from base 1580 to 2674 and encodes 364 amino acids.